UGUGGUCAGUGGAGCUGCAGGUGAAGAGACCCCUGAUGCCCGUCCGGCUGAGUCCGGAGCAGGUGGGCCUGGAGAUGCUCUGUCUGUGUGGACAGCUGGACCUCCUCAUCAGGGCACAGAUGCAACAGUUCCAGGAGCAGCUGGGACGAGGCUGCAGUCCGGAGGAGGCCGACACUUUCCAGGUUCAAGGAUCAGAAAUUCUUGACCAGAUGCUGCAGUGCCUUGAACAUCUACCAAAGCCUAUGCCACAGCUGGAGGACUACCUGGACAUGGUGGGUCUGUCAGCCAUGUUUCCUCGUGUGGAAGUCUUCCUCAUUCAAGGCAGCCCCGUCGACAUGCUGGAACGGCCGCUGAUGGACGAGUACUACUUCCACGUCUCCAGACUGAACCAGCUCCUGGUGCUGAGUCAGCAGUUGGAGGAGGACGUCAGGCACCUCGGAAGUCAUAAGUACAUUGCCCACCAGCUCUCGGUUAUAUAUCAAGUCAUCAGCUCCUUCAGGGGAAUUCAGGUCUUCUCUGAAAUAAAGAAGGAUAUUGAGGCCAACUUCAAACAGAUGAAACAGUCUCUUGUGGUGGAGGAAGGCUCCAGGCACGAGCCUCAGCUGGCUGCUCAUUAUAUCAACUGGAUCUUAGAAAUAACUCAAAGCUUGACGUCGGUCGCGUCGUCGCUGCCUGAAGAGCUGAUGGACGACCUCCACCAGGCCGUGACCUUCGUGUCGCAGCUGCUGUCCUGACGUGGGAACCAGUCUCCUCUCCUCUCACUAACUGAACCCACGGGUUUAUGACUGUGAAAAGGUGCUAUACAUUUUCCUUUAGCUAAACAUUAGUGGGAUGUGAAAGUUAUGUGAAUCAUGUAGGUUCUUGUGUCCCUAUGCCGCCCCCGCCACCCGUGAGUCAGUUGUUUGGGACUGAAUGUAGUUCUUUGUUCCCUCUUUGCACUACUGUUAGAUUUUUUUAAUGUAAAAUGAAAUAAUAAAAAUCAAA
This is a messenger RNA of Salarias fasciatus (jewelled blenny), 984 nucleotides long. RefSeq lists its product as uncharacterized. Bases 36 to 734 code for a protein of 232 amino acids. NCBI's taxonomy places the organism in Eukaryota, Metazoa, Chordata, Actinopteri, Blenniiformes, Blenniidae. The transcript is spliced from 7 exons. The record is from RefSeq and is a predicted model, not a curated record.